This is a messenger RNA of Equus caballus (horse), 1452 nucleotides long. RefSeq names its product Bprotein-1 related complex subunit 8 (gene BORCS8). The record is from RefSeq and is a predicted model, not a curated record. NCBI's taxonomy places the organism in Eukaryota, Metazoa, Chordata, Mammalia, Perissodactyla, Equidae. Gene Ontology annotation, cellular component: BORC complex.
UGCAGGGGAAGGUUUAGGCAGCGGUCUCCAUCCCCAGACUUCCGGUGGCAGUCCUCGGGAUCGGGGUGCUGUCGCUAUGGAGGAACCAGAGAUGCAGCUCAAGGGGAAGAAAGUCACGGACAAGUUUACCGAGAGCAUCUAUGUCUUGGCCAAUGAGCCGUCGGUGGCCCUGUACCGCCUGCAGGAGCACGUGCGCCGUUCACUGCCUGAGCUGGCCCAGCACAAGGCCGACAUGCAGCGAUGGGAGGAGCAGAGCCAGGGCGCCAUCUAUACAGUGGAGUAUGCCUGCAGCGCCGUGAAGAACCUUGUGGACAGUAGCGUCUACUUCCGCAGCGUGGAGGGUCUCCUGAAACAGGCCAUCAGUAUCCGGGACCACAUGAACGCCGCCACCCAGGGCCACAGCCCUGAGGAACUGCCCCCGCCCUCUUCCACCUGAACCCAGAAGAGACUCGGAGGUGCUUCGGCCCCUCCAACCCAGGCCCCGCCCAACCUCCUGCCUCAGGUACCGCCUCAUCAGGGCGACCCUGCAGCCCUGGGGGUCUCUCAGACCUCACCCUGACCCUCGCCCCCCAGCCUGACUAAAGCUGGGCCCUUGGACGCAGCCUUGUGGUACCUGGCAGGGAAUGAAGACUGAGCACGUGUGGCCAGCACAUUUCUCCUGCUCCUGACCAGAGCCUCCAGGCCAGCCAUGAAUGUCCUGAGACAAGGCUUUGCUGCCCCUGGAUUCUUACCUGCCCCGCAUCGGCAUGGACACAGCUGUGGCCCCUUGGACCAAUAAUUGCCACCAUGAUAAUCCCGAGCAUGCACCCAGUAUGUGCCCAGCACUGCACUGGGGGCAAGGGUCACCUGUCAUCCUCAGACAGCCCUGUAGGGCAGGUGUCACCCCUAAAUACAGAUGGGAAAAGAGAGGCUCUGAGAGGUUACAUGACGUGUGCAAGGUCACACAGCUAGAGAAAAGUGGACCCUGGCCUGGUUUGGUCCCAGCUCUGCCUCUGACAUGCUAUGUGACAUAUGCUUACCCUCUCUGGUCCUCCAUUUCUCCAUCAGGACAAGGGAGGCUGGCCUGGACCUUCUCUACAAGCUGAGGUGGACAUUCAUGCACCUGCCUACCUGGCCUGCUUCCUGCCUUGAGGAAAAAUGCCCAGCCCAGGCUCAGGUCAUACAGAGACCACCUCUAGCUGCAGGGGUAGAUGGCCAGCAAAUCAGAGCCCCUCAUCUCCCAGGUCACAGUGACUGGUUUGAGAUGGGCGUAUGACCCAAUGAGAGUUCUUCCCUGAGAAUUUUGCUGGAAGCGUGGGAAAGUUAGCAUCUUCUCAUCAGGGUUGUUGAGCUGGGCGGACGGAAGGGGAUACCUGAGAACAUUGCAUGGGGCCCUGGAUCCAGCUGUACCUGACACCAGAAAAUCUCAAAUUUUUAGUUUCAUGAGUCCCUGAAUUACUAUAUUUGCCAAAA